Messenger RNA from Seminavis robusta, 3752 nucleotides. NCBI's taxonomy places the organism in Eukaryota, Bacillariophyta, Bacillariophyceae, Naviculales, Naviculaceae. The record is from the annotation of a GenBank genome assembly.
UUUAUUAUUCUUGGGUGGCCUUUAAAAAUAGAAGAAAACUAACUUUUUACUUCGCAUUCUAAAGUCUAGCUCACAAAAUCAAUUUCCAAGUCAAGUGAUCCUUCAAUACGACCAACCCAGCACAACUACAACCGUGAGACAAGGAGAAAGGAAACUGUAAAAGAAAAAAGAGAUACAAUGAAGUUCUGCCCUGGUUAUCUUUGGCUCUCCGCCUCGGUUCUACUAUUGAACCUGAGCAACACCUGCGAGGCGGCAACGGUGAGUAUCCGCAGGAGCGCUGUCGACUCUAACUUCUUGGAGUCAUCGGAGCAUGACUGUUUGUACAAUGGGGAGAUCCUGUUGAGUCAUCCUCUUUCGCUGGGCGUCCAGACCAAGCACUAUGACCUUGCCAUGCACAUGCUUCGCUCGAUCCACUUGACCAUGGACAGGGUCAAUGGCUGGCCUCGUUGCGGUGUGUCCGUCGACGGCAAGAACUUCUCUCUCGCCAUUCAGACUUAUGGGGAUGAAGGCAGUGUCAACAAGACUCUCGAGAUCGGAAGCAAGAUCGUCAACACCACCGACUUCUUGCUCUCUGGGUACUCCUCUACCCUGGUACGUCCCUUGGCCCAAGUUGCGCAGGAGAACAAACGCCUCAUGGUCACCGGAGGCUCUGCUUCUUCGACGGUCUACGAAGGCCGUGAUCAUGUCUUUGGCAUCAUUCCCCCUUCCGGUUCUUUCCGCCUUCCUGCCUUCCCAGCGCUCGUCGCAGCUGGUGCCCGCACUUUCGCUACCAUCGGCGAAGAGAGCACACAAUGCUCCGGCACAGAAGAACUCGCAAUUCAGUUUGGAUUCGAAUUCGUCGGGAGUGCUGAAGUUGUAGACCGUGCCCCUCUCGAAGACUUUCAGGAAGCCGCUCGAAACAUCUCCAAGCUCGACCCAGAUGUUGUCAUGUGCUGUAUCCGCUCGUCGUACUCUCUCUGGAACAAGGCCAUGCGAAGCAUUGACUGGUCCCCCAAGGCGCAGGUCUACUCGAGCAUCUUCGGUAGAUACGAGUUCGAGCAGGAGCUAGGCACUGAUCUGGCCUACAACAUGGGUACAGUCCCAUGGGAACGGGCUCUUCCUCCCAUCACGGAUGGCGCAACAGGACUCACGCCACUCGAAUUCUACGAACUUUUCGAAGAAGCGACCUCCAAGCAACCUCCUUAUCAAGCCGUCUCUCACAGUUCCGCAAUCAGUGUUCUGGUUCAGGCCAUUGAACGCGCUGGAACCAUGGAGACCGAGAAAGUUCGUGACACCAUCGCCAGUGGAUUCUUCCCUACCAUAUUUGGCAACGUCAGCUUUGACGAAAACGGCCAGAACAAACAGCCAUCACUGUUGUUGCAAUACGAUGGCAAUAGCAAACUCCAACUCCUGUCUCCUCAAGAGCUGAAGACCAACGACUUUCAGAUGAUCUACCCUAUGCCCACCUGGGCCAUGAGGGAUUGCAUCAACUUGUCCCCUUGUACCGUGCUUGGCGGAAGCUGCACCAUGGAAGGGUCUUGUCAAUGUCCCGACGAAAUGGUAUCUGUCGGGCUUCGCGAAGAAGCCGAGUGCGUCCCUCCGGAACUGGCUCCCCAGGAACCCAACUAUGCUGCCAUUAUUGGAGUGCCUCUCUUGGCCAUCUGUCUCAUUGGAUUAGGGCUCUUCUGGUACAUGAAAACAAUCAAGACGCGUGCCGAUGCCAUCUGGAAGAUCAACAAGGAAGAACUCAUCUUUGCCGACCCAGCCGAGGUCAUUGGAAGUGGGAGUUUUGGGGAAGUCCUGCUGGCGGAAUACCGCGGAACAAAGGUUGCUGUCAAGCAUGUGCUCCCCUCAAAGAACCUUCGACUUUCAGGAAUGGACGACACACGAGAUACCUUGAGCCUGGAUGAUUCUGGUGACGAUAUCGAACAACCAAAGAAGAAGCGCGGCCACUCGUCCUGGGGCAUGGCUAGCAUUGGAUUGUCUUCCACUACUUCCAAGACCGGGAUGCAAGGGCGUUCGGGGUCUGCUUCAGGCAGGAGUUCGUUCUUUGGCCGAAUGACAAUGUUUGGGAGUAGCGCGAAUGGAUCUAUAGACCUCAAAGCUAUGAAAGCCGACUUCAUUCGUGAGAUGCGUUACCUGUCCAAGCUCCGACAUCCGUGCAUCACAAUGGUCAUGGGUGCGGUUAUUGAAUCCAAAGAAGACCCAAUGCUGGUCAUGGAAUACAUGGACAACGGCUCUCUCUAUGACAUUCUUCACAACGAGACCUUCUGGUUGGACGGGGAAAUCCUGCUCCCCUUACUGAAGGACAUCUCCCAAGGCUGCAGGUUCCUUCAUGCGGCUGAUCCUGCGGUUGUCCAUGGUGACUUGAAAAGCGCCAAUAUCCUUGUUGAUUCGAAGUACAGGGCCAAAGUCGCAGAUUUCGGAUUGAGCCAGAAGCAGCAAGCUGGAGGGGCAAUGUCAACCGCUGGUUCUCCUUUUUGGAUGGCGCCAGAGCUCCUUCGGAGGGAAAGCUCCAACACUACAGCUUCCGAUGUGUAUGCCUUCGGAAUCAUUCUUUAUGAGUGUUUUUCCAGGAAGGACCCUUAUGAAGGUGAUGAUCUGAAUGAGAUUCUCCGCCAGGUUGCUGAUCCCAGCAUCAACAGGCGCCCUCCUGUCCCCAAGGACUGCCCUCACCAGCUGGCAGCUCUCAUGGCGGACUGUGUUGCUGCAAAUCCUGAUGACCGACCCUCCUUUGCCGAGAUUGACAGCCGUCUCAACCGCUUGCAGGCUGAUACUUUGUUGUUGUCUGAUAAACCCAUUAUGAAGAACUCCUCUGUCUCUCUCUUUGACAUCUUCCCCAAACACAUCGCCGAGGCUCUUCGAGAUGGAAGGAAAGUCGAGGCGGAACACCACGAGGUCGUCACAAUCUUCUUCUGCGAUAUUGUUGGGUUCACAGGGAUCUCGCAAAGCCUGGAGCCGCAAAAGGUUGCGAACAUGCUCGACCGACUUUACUCCAAGUUCGAUGACUUAUCCACCAAGCACGACAUCUUCAAAGUAGAGACCAUAGGAGAUGCAUACAUGGCAGUGACCAAUCUCGUCAAAGAUCAGUCUGCAACCCAUGCCACUCGCAUUGCACAGUUUUCAGUGGAAGCUCUCAAGGCCGCCAACGAAACUCUUGUCGAUGUAGAUGACCACAGCAAAGGCUAUGUCAACAUUCGUGUUGGGUUCCACUCGGGUCCUGUUGUUUCCGACGUCGUGGGCAACCGCAACCCACGUUAUUGCCUCUUUGGCGAUGCCGUCAAUACCGCCAGCAGGAUGGAGAGCAACUCGCAACCCAACUGCAUUCACUGCUCCUUCCAGGCAGCUGAACUACUCACUAAACAAGGAUGUGAGAUUCCUCUUACCUAUCGGGGCAAGAUUAACGUGAAGGGCAAAGGCAGGAUGGAGACUUACUGGGUGAACAAGUCACGGAAAUCAGCAAUGACGGUCCUGACUGAUGUCACCGAAGAGAUGUCGUCCAGUCACGCCGACAACGACGAGCUUCACGCCGCCAACGGGCCUCCUAUGCAUUAUCUUCCACGCCAGUCGCCAGCUCCAAAAUCCGCAGUGGACUGUUAGGGGGCCUGUUUGAAAGCCGCAGUCAACUGUUUGGGGGCUUGUUUGACAACUCCCGAACCAAUUAGCCCCCGGCUCGAUCUCCGCUGCGGGCUUACUGGAUUGCGUGUUUGCGCCCUCUGAAUAUAUUUUUGCAUCACUAAACAUGAAUGACUUUUAUCGUACCAAAGCCAACC